Molecule: messenger RNA, 6993 nt
Organism: Biomphalaria glabrata
Lineage: Eukaryota; Metazoa; Mollusca; Gastropoda; Planorbidae
Product: sarcoplasmic/endoplasmic reticulum calcium ATPase 1-like
Exons: 27
Coding region: 418-3408 (996 amino acids)
Biological process (GO): intracellular calcium ion homeostasis; calcium ion transmembrane transport
Cellular component (GO): membrane
Molecular function (GO): P-type calcium transporter activity; ATP hydrolysis activity; ATP binding
Source: RefSeq, a predicted model, not a curated record
UGCCAUGCCGAGGAAACAUUUAUAUAGGAAAGUCGUAAAAAUUAUUUUUUAAGUCAGCAGCUGAAACUUGCAGGCUUCAUUUGCGCUUUAUUCUCAUCAAAGCGUUGAAUUUUUCCAAUGUCUUUUCAUAUACUUAGACCAUUCCACACAUAAGAAUUGGUAUGUUUCGACAAAGCUGACUCCCCUUUUUUUGGUCUUUUUUUACCUCACCUGUUAGGCGUGAGGAUCUCAUCAUUGCCAUUGCUGGAGGAAGAGGAUUUUUAGGAGUAACGUGGAAUUUCUAAUUCCUUUUUUUCGGAUAUUUUAGUGUUAAUAAGUUUACUAAAUCAGGGAUUACAAAUACGGGGAUUAAUUUGUUUUUUUCAUAGAAACUUCGGUGACACGAAAUAUUAACGUGUACACCAUCGCCAUUUCACAAUGGAUAUCUCCUUCACUAAAACGACAGAAGAAGUGUGUGCAUACUUUGGAGUCGAUGAAAACACAGGAUUAACAGAUGAACAAGUUAGGAAAAAUACAGAAAAAUAUGGACCAAACGAGCUCCCAGCAGAAGAAGGCAAACCUUUAUGGGAGCUUAUAUUGGAACAGUUUGAUGAUCUUCUAGUUAAAAUUUUACUACUUGCUGCUAUUAUUUCUUUUGUAUUAGCUUGGUUUGAAGAAAGUGAUGAACAAGUAACAGCUUUUGUGGAACCUUUUGUCAUUUUAACUAUUUUAAUAUUAAAUGCAGUAGUAGGAGUCUGGCAGGAACGCAAUGCUGAGAGUGCUAUUGAAGCAUUAAAAGAGUAUGAACCUGAGAUUGCUAAGGUUGUUCGUAGCAGUGUUAAAAGUGUACAGAAGAUCCGUGCCAGCAAGUUAGUUCCAGGAGACAUUGUUGAAGUCUCAGUUGGUGACAAAGUUCCUGCAGAUAUUCGUAUUCUUAAAAUCCAUUCCACGACCCUAAGGGUUGACCAGGCCAUUCUUACUGGUGAGAGUGUCAGUGUCCUGAAGCAUACUGACCCCAUCCCCGACACCCGUGCUGUCAACCAAGACAAAAAGAACAUCCUUUUCUCUGGAACUAACAUUGCCACAGGAAAAUGCAGAGGUAUCGUCAUUGGAACUGGGCUGGCCACAGAGAUCGGCAAGAUUCGCAACGAAAUGAUGGACACAGAAACAGAAAAGACUCCCCUCCAGCAAAAACUUGAUGAAUUUAGCAACCAGCUCUCCAAGGUCAUCACUAUUAUUUGCGUGGCUGUCUGGGCAAUCAACAUUGGUCACUUCAAUGACCCAGCUCAUGGUGGAUCAUGGCUCAAAGGUGCUAUCUACUAUUUCAAAAUUGCUGUGGCUCUGGCUGUGGCUGCUAUCCCUGAAGGUCUACCAGCUGUCAUCACAACUUGUCUGGCUUUAGGUACCCGCAGGAUGGCCAAGAAGAAUGCCAUUGUCAGAUCCCUUCCUUCAGUAGAGACCCUUGGCUGCACCUCUGUUAUCUGCUCAGAUAAGACUGGAACCUUGACCACAAACCAGAUGUCUGUCUGCAAGAUGUUCAUCUUCAGUCAGGUAGAGGCCAAUACCAUUAAGACCCAACAGUUUGAUAUAACUGGAUCUACCUAUGCCCCAGAAGGAGAACUCUUGUUAAACAACAAACCAGUCAAAUCCAGUGAAUACCCCGGCCUUGAAGAGAUGGUCACCAUUUGCAGCAUGUGCAAUGACUCCACUGUUGACUACAAUGAUACUAAAGACACUUAUGAGAAAGUUGGUGAAGCCACAGAAACUGCUUUGUCUGUCUUGGUUGAGAAACUCAACUUUUACAACACAGACAAGGCUGGCCUGACCAAGCGUGAGAUCGGCACAGUGUGCAACCGUGUCAUUCAAGAUAUGUGGAAGAAAGAGUUCACACUGGAAUUCUCUCGUGACAGAAAGUCCAUGUCUGUGUACUGUGUACCAAACAAGCCCACUAGAACUCCAGGAGGCGCUCGUAUGUUUGCUAAGGGAGCACCAGAAGGCCUGCUUGACCGCUGUACCCACGUCAGAGUUGGUCAAAACAAAGUCCCCAUGUCUCCAGCAAUCAAAAAUGAAAUCAUGAAACUGACCAAGCUCUAUGGAACAGGUCGUGACACACUCAGAUGUUUGGCUCUUGCCACUAUUGACAACCCACCACGUAGAGAAGAUAUGGACCUUGAAGAUGCUCGCAAAUUUAUCCAGUAUGAGACAAACAUGACAUUCGUUGGUGUUGUUGGUAUGCUGGAUCCACCCCGUGAGGAAGUAAAGCAUUCAAUCAAAGCUUGUCGUGAUGCUGGCAUCAGAGUUAUUGUCAUCACUGGUGACAACAAGGCCACUGCUGAAGCCAUCUGCCGCAGAAUUGGCGUCUUUGGUGAGAAUGAAUCCACUGAGGGCAUGUCCUUCACUGGUCGUGAGUUUGAUGAUUUGAGUGUUGAGGAUCAGAGAGCUGCAGUUAUGCGUGCUCGUCUGUUUGCCCGAGUAGAGCCAGCACACAAGAGUAAGAUUGUAGAGUUCCUCCAGGCUGAGGGUGAAAUCUCUGCUAUGACUGGUGACGGUGUCAAUGACGCUCCAGCUCUGAAGAAAGCUGAAAUUGGUAUUGCUAUGGGCUCUGGUACAGCUGUUGCCAAGAGUGCUGCUGAGAUGGUGUUGGCUGAUGAUAACUUUGCAACUAUUGUGUCUGCUGUAGAGGAAGGCCGUGCUAUCUACAACAACAUGAAACAGUUCAUUAGAUAUUUAAUAUCCUCCAACAUUGGUGAAGUGGUCUGUAUUUUCUUAACUGCUGCUUUGGGUAUUCCUGAGGCUCUCAUCCCUGUGCAACUUCUGUGGGUCAACCUUGUCACUGAUGGUAUGCCAGCUACAGCCUUGGGUUUCAACCCCCCUGACUUGGACAUCAUGAAGAAGCCACCCCGUAACCCCAAAGAAGGCCUUAUCACUGGAUGGUUGUUUUUCAGAUACAUGGCCAUUGGCAUUUAUGUAGGUGCUGCUACAGUGGGUGCUGCUGCCUGGUGGUUUAUGCUCUAUGAUAAAGGCCCAAAACUCAACUACUACCAGCUGACCCAUCAUAUGCAGUGUCCUGCUGAGCCUAGGAUGUUCAAGGGAGUUGACUGUGCUAUUUUUCAGGCUCCAGAGCCUAUGACAAUGGCUUUGUCUGUUUUAGUAACCAUUGAGAUGCUCAAUGCCUUGAACAGCUUGAGUGAAAAUCAAUCCCUACUGUUGAUGCCACCCUGGACAAACAAAUGGUUGCUCGGUGCCAUCUGUCUUUCCAUGUGCCUGCAUUUCUUCAUUCUCUAUGUGGAUGUCAUGUCUGUGAUCUUUCAAAUUACUCCACUCAACCUGGAAGAGUGGGUUGCUGUGAUGAAGAUAUCCAUCCCUGUCAUCCUCCUCGAUGAGACUCUCAAGUUUGUAGCUCGCAAAUUUGCUGACGUUAAAUCUUAGCUUGCAGCAUCAAGUUUUGUGAAGAUUACCCAGGAUUCUUUUGAGGAAGGAAACAGCAGGAAGUGAACACAAGUGGUCUCAAGAUUUUCAAAACAAUUUUUUUUAAUUCUAUGAUCAGACUUUGUAGUGAAAAACAAAAAUUAUUUUGGACAAAAAAAAACAAAAGCUGAUAAAAAUUUUAUAAGAUAAUAGAAGGUAACAUUGAAAUUAGAAACUUAGUCAAGAAAGUUAGAUUUGCUGGACUAUGCUUCGACACUGUGAAACAUGGUCAGCUUGUUGUAUGGGGUUACCCAGCCCUCUUACAGUGUCCUUCACCCAUCCCUUCUUGAUCCCACCCUAAAAAUAAGGUCCUUGCUGUUGCUGCUGCGGGCGCUGCUGCAAGUGCUGCUGCAAUGCCGUGUGUGCGCUGAAGUUGAGAGAGAAAAUAGUGCAGAAAGAAGGCAGUGGUCUGGCUCCACCACCAAUCCCCCCUCCUCAUGAUCAGGUUCUGUGCUGUAUUUACUUCUCUCCCAGCAGAAUCAAGGCUUUUUUUUUAUUAUUUAACAUUUUUUAUUUUAGAGUAGAGAAAAGUGCAUAGCAAUCAACCAUUGUGGGUUUUGUUUUUUUAUAUCAAUGUGUGUGUGUAUGUGUGUGUAAUGUAGUUUUAAAAUGAGCUGUUUGGGUUACAUGCAGUGAAUACGAGGAAAUAUGCCAGGGAUUGCCUACCAAAUAUAUUUCAUGAAUGUUAAUAAAGCGCUAAAGUAACUAAGAUUAAGUGUUUUUUUUUCUUAUUAUUCUUCUGACAAAGAAUUCAUAUUACUACCAAGUAGUCUUUUAGAAUAGUUAAAGGUUUAAGAAUGUUCCAUUUGUUGAGGUAACUUUUAAGAUAUACAUUUGCACAGAUGGAUACUUCAAUACAUAAUGAUAUUUUUGCCCAGUUGAGUUUAUUCAAAACUUUUGUUAGUUUGCUAGAUAAAAUAAAAUAUUUCCCCAAAAAAAAAUUAUAUUGUUCUAAAAAGCUGUUCCUCUGAUAAAAACAAAGAAUAAAACUUUAUUCUAUGAAGACUGCUAAAAAUAAUCAAAAUUCAUACCAAAAUGCAUAAUGUUUUUUUUUUGUUGGUACAGUACUUUGCAUAUGUUAUGGCUGGUUUCAACAAAAGCAGUAGCUAUGCUUCAUAUGCUUAAAAAUGUGAUUUGAACCGAGAAAGUAUUUUGCCCAUUUAAAAAAAAAAAGUUUUACAAUGCUUCAGCAUGUCUCGUAGAAAUUGUAUUUGAUGUAUUCACAAUUUUUUAUGCCAAACAUUUGCACUUUUUCUUUCCUCGCGUUUUUCCAGUGCCGGUUUUAAAGGAUGAAACUUACAGAAGGUACAACUAAAACAGACUAUUGUCUUCUUUACAUGUAGCCCUCAUGGACAAGUCCUGGUUCUAGUUGUUAUAAGUGUCAGUGAGCAGAGGAGAAAAAUUGUUGGCAAUUUUUUUUUUAUAUCAGGGUCAGUGUUAAAAGUUUUUUGAACUCCCACAUAUACAAAGUGAAUGCUGUGUAUAUUGAUAAUUUUUUUUGACAUAUAGAUCUACUUUUACUUUGACCUUUUUAUCUUUUUUUUAAAUUGAUGUCAAGACUAAAUUAAAAUUUACUUAAUGAAAGAGAAAUUUCUUAGACAUCACAGGAAAUUCACUGAAAACUAUCUGCUAUUUGAUUCUAUUACCAGCAGUGCCAUUAAUAACAAUGAUUAAACGAAGGAAUGAAACAUUGUGAGUUAAAUGCUGAAUGUGAAAUUAGCCUGUUACAUGAUCACAAAGAACGUAUUGCCAUGAUGAAAGUUGACUAUCUGUAUUUUUUUUUUUUUUGGCCUGUGUGUGAUACAAUACAUUGGAAUAUUCUUCGAUCUUAGCGUCCAUCAUCAUACAUUACAUUGUCAGCUGACAUCAACUUGAGCCCCUCAGUCAUGUUCAUGUUUGCAAAAUUUGAUGUAGAAAAUAUUUCUUUUUUACAUUUCUUAAAAGUUUUUUUUUAUCUAUUUCAAUUAAAAAUGUUCUUUUAAAAGACGUUUUUUUUUCUUCGUUUAAUUAUCACUUUAAAUUUUAAAAAAAUGCAAAAUCAAGAAAAUGUGUGUGCGUUUUUUGUUGUUGUUUUUAACAUGUUGACUGGCAUUAGUUUUGAAACUUUGAUAAUUUUGAUAGAAUUGAAUGUAUUUUGGCAGCAGCAAAGAUCUGCUAUGUAGAUGCUUUCACUUGAGUAAGCCCCAUGUCUACUGGUUGAUGUAACUAGUCAAAGAUAACGCUGUGAGAUAGAGUUGUUCACCUGUUCACACUUAACUUAGCAGUGUAUUGGUUUAUUUCUUUGCACCCUUACACCUCCAUUCAACUGGCUGGUUAUGGACAUAUUUAAAGAAGGUACACACAAAAAUCUACCACCUUAAUUUAUCAAAUAGUAAUAAGGUAUAAAGUCUGCUGCUUUGCAUGUCAUUUCCUGACAUGAAUCUCUGGGGGCUUUAUGCCCCAUACUAAAAAAUUAUUUUGAAAAAAAAAAAACACAGUGGAAUAUCAGUAAUGAUGGUCAGUUGUCAAGUGGCUCAGAGUAUCCACUGUGGUUAGACCCGAAUGUAAAGACAAUGGUUUUGUCUAAACUCAGUAUUUUUUUGUUUGUGAUAGCUGUUUCGAUGGAUAUCUCUUGUAAGUUAUUUCUUUUGUCCUGUGGCUAUUCAAUAUGCCUGUUGUUGCAAUGUUAUCCACUGGAUAAGAGAUAACACUAGCAUACCAUGAUUUGGAAUCAAUCCAUCCAAUCAAAUUUUUAAGAUUUCAGAUCCAACUUGUAAAUAGCAAAUUUCUUUUAUUCAACCAUCCUUGUUUCAUUUCUUAGAAAGCACCUACUUUGAUCAGACAUUUUUGUGGUGAGCUUAAAGUUCUUUGGCUUUGAAAUGAUUGAUUAAUAAUUCUUUUUUUUUUUAAAUAGAACAUUUGUUUGUCAAUGUAACACAGAGGAUAUGAAGAACUUUUGUCCUUGGCAUUAGAGUUGAAUUGACAGCGGGUACCACCUGAGAUGUCGGUACUGUUGAUAUACACAAAAUGUUUGCAUUGUUUAUGAAUUCAAGCCAUCGGUGAAAAAUUGUGAAAAGUUUUAUUUGAAUCCAUGCGCAGAUCUGAUAUCAGGAUGAGUUCUUAAUUUAUUGAGACAUAUUUAUUCAAUCUUUAUGUGCACUUGAAAGCUGUGUAUGUGUGAGUCACAGAGUUGAGGUAAAAGUUGCCAUGAACAAGUAACAUCUCAACUGAGAAACUGAGAACUUUUUUGUCUUUUUUGACUGGUGAGGUGGACAUGCUCCCUCCCCCCCACAGUAACAUGUAGUAGUCGUUUUUUCUGUGUGUGUUUCUUACUGAAUGCCAUCGUCAAAAGUAGUUAGGUGAAUCAACUUUUUUUUGUUCUCUCUUUAGCUGUUAUUUAUGACAUGAAUUUUAAAUUUUAAAAUUUUUUUUUUAAAUCUUUGUUCAGACCUUCCCUUUCUUCCCUCCACCUUUUUGGUGAUUCAUGUAGAUUUUGAUCUAUCACAAUUGUACCCACAUAUGUGUGGUCAUAUAUUAUAUUAUUUAAAUAAAAAUAACAAAAUCUUA